Vicia faba (fava bean) is the source of this 1398-nucleotide messenger RNA. Lineage: Eukaryota; Viridiplantae; Streptophyta; Magnoliopsida; Fabales; Fabaceae. The record is from the annotation of a GenBank genome assembly.
AUGGUUGUACAGAGUCACAAGAGCAACAACAAUGUUCAUGUUUUAGUAAUCCCAUACCCAGCACAAGGACACAUAAGUCCUUUGAUUCAAUUUGCAAAACGAUUACUCUCGAAAAACAUCAAAACCACAUUCGCAACAACUCACUACACCGUUCAAUCCAUCACCGCACAAAACAUCACCGUCGAACCAAUCUCCGACGGUUUCGACCAAUCCGGUUUCUCACAAGCCAACGAUGUCCAACUCUUUCUCACUUCAUUCGAAUCCAACGGUUCUAAAACACUCUCCAACCUCAUUCUAAAACACCAGAAAACUUCCACUCCAAUCACGUGCAUUGUGUACGAUUCUUUCCUACCUUGGGCACUUGAUGUUGCUAAGAAACAUGGGAUUUACGGUGCUGCUUUUUUCACUAAUUCGGCUGCUGUUUGUAACAUUUUCUGUCGUAUACAUCAUGGUUUGAUUCAAUUUCCUGUUGAUGAUUUGCCUUUGAUUGUUCCUGGUCUUCGUCCUUUGAAUUCUAGAGAUCUUCCAAGUUUUAUAAGGUUUCCGGAAAGUUACCCUGCUUAUAUGGCUAUGAAAUUGAGUCAAUUCUCUAAUCUCAAUCUUGCUGAUUGGACGUUUGUUAACACCUUUCAAGCCUUAGAAGGAGAGGUGGUGAAAGGGCUAACUGAACUAUUUCCUGCAAAGUUAAUUGGUCCAAUGGUUCCUUCUUAUUACUUAGAUGGUAGAAUCAAAGGAGACAAAGGUUAUGGAGCAAGUUUAUGGAAGCCAUUAAGUGAAGAUUGUAUCAAUUGGUUAGAAACAAAACCAUCUAAAUCAGUAGCAUAUGUCUCUUUUGGAAGCAUGGUUUCUUUAACAUUAGAACAAAUGGAAGAAAUAGCUUGGGGGUUAAAACAAAGUGAAGUAAAUUUCUUAUGGGUUUUAAGAGAAUCAGAGCAAGGAAAAUUACCAAAAGGGUUUAAAGAAUUGAUAAAGGAAAAGGGUAUAAUUGUAACAUGGUGUAACCAGCUAGAGUUAUUGGCACAUGAUGCUGUUGGUUGUUUUGUGACACAUUGUGGUUGGAAUUCAACACUCGAGAGUCUAAGUCUUGGUGUUCCUGUUGUGUGUUUGCCACAAUGGGCUGAUCAAUUACCUGAUGCUAAAUUUUUGGAGGAGAUUUGGGAAGUUGGUGUGAGGCCAAAAGAAGAUGAGAAUGGUGUUGUAAAGAGAGGUGAAUUUAUUGAGAGUUUGAAGGUGGUGAUGAAAGGUGAGAAAAGUGAAGUUAUUAGAAGGAAUGUGAGGGGAUGGAAGAAGUUAGCUAGGGAAGCUGUUAGUGAAGGGGGUAGUUCUGAUAAGAAUAUCAAUGAUUUUGUGGAUCAAUUGAUGAAGAAAGAUAGAAAUGGAAAUUUAAGUGGUUACUAG